Molecule: messenger RNA, 1594 nt
Organism: Dioscorea cayenensis subsp. rotundata (Guinea yam)
Lineage: Eukaryota; Viridiplantae; Streptophyta; Magnoliopsida; Dioscoreales; Dioscoreaceae
Product: receptor-like cytoplasmic kinase 176
Exons: 6
Coding region: 110-1363 (417 amino acids)
Biological process (GO): protein phosphorylation
Molecular function (GO): protein kinase activity; ATP binding
Source: RefSeq, a predicted model, not a curated record
UGGGAAAGGAGCGAUUUUGUUGCCGGAUCUGGUGGGCUUCUUCUUUUUCGCGGAUCUGGUUCGGAUUGGCAGUGUUUAGCCCUAGUUUGGUGUGGAGGUUUUCAUUGCGAUGGGGAAUUGUUUGGCGGUUCGGAUCAAGGCUGAGAGUCCCUUCCAUAGCGCCAGUACUUCAGGAACAACUUCUAGAAAUAAUAGCAAAAACGUUAAUGGAUUAAGUGGUUCAAGCAGCAAGGUAUCAUCAACCUCUGUACCUCCUACACCUCGAAGCGAGGGAGAGAUCUUACAAUCAUCCAAUGUGAAGAGCUUUACCUUCAAUGAUCUCCGAAAUGCCACCAGGAACUUCCGGCCGGAUAGUGUGUUGGGUGAAGGAGGUUUUGGUUCUGUUUUUAAAGGUUGGAUUGAUGAGCAUACGUUUGUCGCUACAAAGCCGGGGACUGGUAUUGUUAUUGCUGUGAAAAGGUUGAACCAGGAAGGCUUCCAAGGUCACAGGGAAUGGCUGGCCGAGGUCAACUAUUUGGGUCAAUUGUACCAUCCCAAUCUUGUCAAGCUAAUUGGAUAUUGUUUAGAAGAUGAGCAUCGGCUGCUGGUCUAUGAGUUUAUGCCUCGGGGAAGUUUAGAGAAUCAUCUCUUCAGGAGGGGUUCAUACUUCCAACCUCUCUCUUGGAACCUUCGUAUGAAGGUUUCCCUUGGAGCUGCAAGAGGGCUGGCUUUUCUGCAUAGUGCUGAGACAAAAGUUAUCUAUCGUGAUUUCAAGACUUCAAAUAUACUCCUUGAUUCAAACUACAAUGCAAAGCUUUCUGAUUUUGGAUUGGCAAAAGAUGGUCCGACUGGUGAUAAAAGCCAUGUCUCCACACGAGUUAUGGGAACAUAUGGAUAUGCAGCUCCUGAGUACCUUGCCACAGGUCAUUUGACUACCAAGAGCGAUGUGUACAGCUUCGGUGUGGUUCUCCUAGAAAUGUUAUCCGGACGACGGGCAGUUGACAAGAACCGGCCAUCAGGGGAGCACAAUCUGGUGGAAUGGGCGAGGCCAUACCUCACAAGCAAGCGUAAAUUCUUCCGUGUUUUGGACUCUCGACUAGAUGGUCAGUAUUCACUGGGAGGAGCCCAGAAAGCAGCCGCCCUCGCACUCCAAUGCCUAUCCUCAGAAUCCCGGUUCCGUCCAACCAUGGAUGAAGUUGUAUCCACUCUGGAACAGCUUCAGGAAGCCAAGGACACCACCAAAAGCACUCCGGCCCAAGGUAAUAAAGACAGCAACCGAAAACUAGCUAACAACGGCCAGAGGUCUCGCCGGAGAAGCUCAGCAGAUGUAGUAAAUGGAAAAGCUGCAUAUCCUAGACCAUCGGCUCCGUCUCUUUCUUCUUAGUUGAUCGAUGAAACGGGCGGAUGCUUUCGUAUUUAUUCUUGACAUCUCUCAUAUCACUCAUUGAGAGUAACUAUUUAUGUAUGUAUUUUUGCAAAUGCUGGCUUGUUGUAUAGCUGCUGCUGCUGCUGCUGCUGUUCAUCCAGAUGGCCAAUGGCAACAAUCCAGAAUUUUGUGUUUUUAUUCAAAGUUUGUGUUAAUAUAGAUCCAUAUGAGAAUUGUGAAUCUCUUGUA